Messenger RNA from Triplophysa dalaica, 1221 nucleotides. RefSeq names its product OTU deubiquitinase, ubiquitin aldehyde binding 1a (gene otub1a). Gene Ontology annotation, biological process: negative regulation of double-strand break repair; protein K48-linked deubiquitination. Gene Ontology annotation, cellular component: nucleus. The record is from RefSeq and is a predicted model, not a curated record. The transcript has 7 exons. Bases 71 to 874 code for a protein of 267 amino acids. NCBI's taxonomy places the organism in Eukaryota, Metazoa, Chordata, Actinopteri, Cypriniformes, Nemacheilidae. Gene Ontology annotation, molecular function: cysteine-type deubiquitinase activity; ubiquitin binding.
UUACAACCGGAAGUGUCUUCAUCUCGAGCGCUUCCAGUCAGGUGACCGGAAAUGAGUGUUCAGCAAGAACAUGGCGGAGAAGCAACAGAAAGAGAUUUCUUCAAAAGAGAGUGAUGGGCUGAAUUGUCUUGCAUAUGAUGAGGCCAUUAUUGCACAGCAAGAUCGAAUUCAGCUAGAGAUAGCCACCAGUAUUUCUCUGGUGUCGGAAAGAAAGGAUUUGGCCAUCCUCAAGAAAGAGUAUGCCGAAAACGACAUUGUUUACCAGAAGAAAAUACAAGAUUUAGAAAAGAAGUACAUAGCCAUACGCAAAACACGACCAGAUGGAAAUUGUUUCUACCGAGCCUUUGGUUUCUCACAUCUGGAGUCUUUACUUGACGACAGCAAAGAAUUACACAGGUUCAAGGCGAUUGCUGCCAAGAGUAAACUGGAUUUAGUGAGCCAAGGAUUCACAGAAUUCACCAUUGAAGAUUUUCACAACACAUUCAUGGACCUGAUUGAGACAUGUGAUAAGCAACCGUCUGUAGGAGAACUGCUUAGCUCUUUUAAUGAGCAGAGCGUGUCAGAUUAUAUCGUUGUGUAUCUGCGGCUGGUGACCUCCGGCCACCUGCAGAGAGAAGAAGAAUUUUUCCAGCACUUCGUAGACGGCGGCCGCACGGUUCGAGAGUUUUGUCAACAGGAGGUGGAGCCAAUGUCCAAAGAGAGUGACCACAUUCACAUCAUCGCUCUGGCUCAGGUCUUAAAUGUCUGUAUCCAGGUAGAGUACAUGGACAGGGGAGAAGGAGGAACGGUCAAUCACCACAUCUUUCCAGAAGAUGGGGACCCCAAGAUUUUCCUCCUCUAUCGACCGGGCCACUACGACAUCCUUUACAAAUAGCAGUUUUGCACCUGUUGGCUGCUUAUGGCUCAUUUGUCUCAGUGCUGUGGGUUUAACUCAACUCUAAACCUGUGAAAUGUGAACAUGAGUGAACACUCAACAUUACAAUUUUCUCCUAUAAAACUCGGAUGCACAUUUUUGGAUAAUCUAUGAUACCAGGCACUGGACAUUGUACAGUUUUCUUUGUAUAACCUGCAACAUUUUUGUUACAGUUGUAUAUACAAUACAUUAUUAACAUUUGGUUUGGUUUAUUUUCUUGUAGUUAGACCUCCUGUCAUUUAUGAUAGAAAAGGAACUGCUUGUUUGACUGUAUUUGAAUUUCAUGCGAAUAAAAAAUGUGCAGUAGG